CGAUGAUGUGACCUCUUUUGGCCAAACCUUCCCCUGCCAAAGCGGGGAGGAACGCUGCAAACCCUCCGUUUUGCGAGACUUCUCCGAAAGCCUAUUCCCAUCAACCCCUCCUUUCUAAGAGGCCCAUACGUCGUCAAAACGCGUUCCGGCCCUCAAACCACCUACCCAAACCGAAAUAAUUUCAAUCGGCUCAGACAUAGACAACAAGGUGUUACUCUGGAAUAAUAAUUCAUACAUAAGUCAAGAUGGAUAGCAUGAUUUCGACGACUGGUGGUCACACCUCGAGCACUGAGGGGAAGACAAUUACCUGCAAGGCUGCUGUUGCGUGGGAAGCUGGAAAGCAAUUGACACUUGAGGAUAUCGAAGUUGCCCCACCUAAGGCCCACGAAGUCAGAAUCGAGAUCUACUACACUGGUGUCUGCCACACAGAUGCGUACACACUUUCUGGAAAGGACCCUGAGGGAGCAUUUCCCAUCGUUCUCGGACAUGAGGGUGCUGGUAUCGUAGAGUCUGUUGGAGAGGGUGUUACAUCCGUCAAGCCAGGAGACUAUGUCGUUGCACUCUACACCCCAGAAUGCAAAGAGUGCAAGUUCUGCAAAUCCGGCAAGACAAAUCUUUGCGGCAAGAUUCGCGCCACCCAAGGACGAGGUGUUAUGCCUGAUGGAACCUCUCGAUUCAAGUGCCGCGGCAAGGAUCUCCUCCAUUUCAUGGGCACAUCUACUUUCUCUCAAUAUACUGUCGUAGCGGACAUCUCUGUCGUGGCGAUCACGAAGGAUGCUCCCAUGGACAGAACAUGUCUCUUGGGAUGCGGUAUCACUACUGGCUAUGGUGCUGCUGUUGAGACUGCCAAGGUAGAGGAGGGAAGCACUGUUGCUGUCUUCGGAGCUGGUUGUGUCGGUCUCUCUGUCGUUCAAGGAGCCGUACAGAGAAAAGCUGGAAAGAUCAUCGUCGUUGAUCUCAAUCCAUCGAAGAAGGAAUGGGCCGAGAAAUUUGGUGCUACCGAUUUCGUUAACCCAGGUGAACUAAAGAACCAAUCGAUCGUGGAAAAAUUGAUCGAGAUGACUGAUGGCGGAUGCGAUUAUACCUUCGAUUGCACUGGCAACGUUGGUGUGAUGAGAGCCGCUCUCGAGGCUUGCCACAAGGGUUGGGGACAGAGUAUUGUCAUUGGGGUUGCUGCUGCAGGACAAGAGAUUUCUACACGACCGUUCCAACUUGUUACUGGUCGUGUUUGGAAGGGCUGUGCGUUUGGUGGAAUCAAAGGUCGUACUCAACUUCCUGACUUGGUGGAUGAUUAUAUGAAGGGCAAGUUGAAGGUCGAUGAGUUUAUCACUCAUAGAAAGCAUUUGCAGGAUAUUAACCAGGCCUUUGAUGUUAUGAAGCAGGGCGACUGCAUUCGUUGCGUUGUAACUAUGAGGGAUGCUUAAGUUUGGGGAAG
Molecule: messenger RNA, 1435 nt
Organism: Mollisia scopiformis
Lineage: Eukaryota; Fungi; Ascomycota; Leotiomycetes; Helotiales; Mollisiaceae
Product: alcohol dehydrogenase
Exons: 7
Coding region: 246-1424 (392 amino acids)
Biological process (GO): formaldehyde catabolic process
Cellular component (GO): cytosol
Molecular function (GO): S-(hydroxymethyl)glutathione dehydrogenase [NAD(P)+] activity; zinc ion binding
Source: RefSeq, a predicted model, not a curated record